AUGCAACCUCCAAUAGCAGAAAUGAAAAGUAACCAUUUUCCAGCAUGGUCGAAAACGAGUAGGAGAACAAGAACAAGGCCCGAAAAGGCCCAAAUGUGCAGUCCCGAUUCUAAUCAGGGCCCGUCGGGCUCUGACAACAAAGUUCACGAUACAGAGAAUCUACCUCCUAAGAAAAAGAAGAUAGAAUCUGCUGAAAACCCAAGCCCAAUUAGACUCCCGUUCCCAAACGGGCCUUUGUCGAUGAAUCCAGGCCCAAAAAGUUGUAAAAGGGUGAAGAACUUGGUUGAUAUUGAUAAUGUUAUUGCUCACAAGAAUCUAGUCAGGGGCCCAAAGCCCCAUACUUGUGAUAUAUGUAGUCGGGCUUUUAGGAGCUACCAGGCCUUGGGCGGACACAUGUCCCACCACAACAGUUAUAAGGCCCAUCAUGACAUUAGCGUUGUCGGCUUGUCAUUUGUCGACUAUGAAUGGCCCGAAGCCCGGCCUUGUGGAGUGGAGCAUAAGUGCGUGUUCUGUGACCGUGUGUUUUCAAAAGGACAAGCACUUGGAGGGCACAAGCGGCAUUGUAGGCGGGCCAUGAAUGGAAAUGGGCUGGGCUCGGGCUUUGAUUUCGACCUUAACGAGCUCCCACCUGAAUGGGCCCACGACGAGACGGGGAAUGGUAAAUAG
Molecule: messenger RNA, 666 nt
Organism: Striga asiatica
Lineage: Eukaryota; Viridiplantae; Streptophyta; Magnoliopsida; Lamiales; Orobanchaceae
Source: the annotation of a GenBank genome assembly